Molecule: messenger RNA, 1595 nt
Organism: Acanthoscelides obtectus
Lineage: Eukaryota; Metazoa; Arthropoda; Insecta; Coleoptera; Chrysomelidae
Source: the annotation of a GenBank genome assembly
AUGUUCUUUCCUUUCCAGAGUCCCCGUCCAUACGAAUCAGACACAUCGGAUAGUCAUAGCGACAGCGAAGUUCCCACAUCCCUAACAACUACCUCAAGGGGGUUGCUUAACAACAACCACCACCACAAUCUUAGGCCCGGUCAUCAGCCGCACCAGCUCCAGCUGCAGCACCUGGGCGUCCAAGCGAGGGGGGGCGGCGCAACGGCAACAGCAGCAGCAGCGGCGGCCGCCGCAGCUGCCGCGCACGCCGCCAUGACCACCAUCGAGAACGUGUCCAUGGCGGCGCUGGCGGUGGCCGCCCUAUCAGGGGCGGCGCACGCGGCCGCGCACGCUGCCUCAAACGGGGCUCCGCCCACCUCUGGGGCGGGGCAACGGCAAUCGCCGUCUGGCAGCGCCGCCUCCGUGUCGCCCGCGUUGCCGCCCGGUGGUGGCGUAGCAGGGCAGGCGCCGCCGCCGCAUCUUCCGUACCUGGCAAACGUAGCCCGCUCGUUUCAGAGCGUGGCCGGAAACGGCACCACCGGUACCGGUGGCGGGGCAACCGAUGUGGAUAAGGGCGGAGGCGGAACAGGAGCAGGAGGAGGCGAACAACCCCUCGACCUCAGCAAGGGCGGGAGUGCGACAUCGGGCAGCUCCCCUUCUGCCGCAUCUAAUGCUCAACAGGAAAAGAUCUCUUCGCCGCUAGGCAACAACCUGCCCAGGCUACCAACGCUCGACACCAAACACAUAUUUAACAAAGCCGCGUGUGUCAGCGGUGGCCGGGAGGCGAACGUACACGGAGGACGAGCUGCAGGCCGCCCUCAGGGACAUCCAGUCAGGCAAGCUGGGCACCAGGAGGGCGGCCAUCUACUUUAAGAAACAAAGUCUACAAGUUGGCACUAGAAAAAGAACGUGAGUCGCACCUGAACAGUUCAACACUGAAGCUCGAUGAAGAAGAAGCCAUGGACGAUGACAAAGAGCUAUCGGGUACUGAAGAGGAGAAGGAGGUGGAAAAGACACUGGAGGGUCCUCUGCUGUCCGUGGCCGACCUGCUACGCAUCUCCCAAUCCGCCUCGACAGUGGUGCCACCUGGCAUGGCGGCAGGCACUCCCGACGCAUUGCGCCACCUGCUGGCCGUUGCCGCGGAUCACCCAGACGUCGCCCCCUAUCUGCUGCUGACGUCACAGCGGCUGUUAGCAGCCGCCGCUGCUGCUGGGGGCACUGCUCCCGGAGCUGAUCUAUCUGCCGCCGCUUCCGCUGGACUGCUCUUGCCAGACUUCGUACGAAGGAUGGCUGCCGCCAGUCAGCAGCCGGAAGAUGCCAGAACAAACAAUGGGGAAUCUGAAAAAGUUGGCCGACCAUCACCUAGUAAUUCGGUAAUCACAAAGGUGGAGCGUCCCCGUUCCGAAUCCGACAUGGAGACAGAUGAUUCGCCGUCGAAUGUGAUACUGAAAAUUCCGUCCUUUAAGCCCACCACGGCGUCCGCUGGAAAGAACGGCUGCGAUCAGAUCUUCAGGAAUAUGGCUGAAGCCACUGGUAAGCUUAGAAAAAUUAAUGAAUGGCAUGUAGUUUCUGCAGAAUAGGACCCUGCGAACUACCACUAAAACUAAUAAUCCACG